AUGGAGUCAGUGUCUGAAGCAUUUCAAAACGCAGAGGGUCCAAACGUGGAAGAUGAGUUCGACGAAGAAGCCGUGGAGAGAGACGCGUUCGAAAUCGAACAGCUGGUAGAUAACUACGUCAACGAGCCUUCAAUUCGACAUGAUGAGAUUCCAGAAAGUGAUAGUGAUGACAGCGAUAACGAGGGUAACAAGAGUGAGAAAGUUUCGAAACAGAAGUCAAGCAACCCUGUGAGGCGUGGUAACGGGAUAUUGUACAAGGAUCAAAGAUUCUUCAAUGGAGUGGCUUUUAAGGAGUGUGUCCUUGAUUACGCACUCAGAACAGGUCGUAAUAUCAAACAGUACAGGUAUGAUAAAGAUAAGAUUGGAUUUAAAUGUGUUGGUGGAUUGAGUGAAGAUGAAGGUGAAGCUUGUGAAUGGAAAGUAUAUGCAUCUGUGCUUCCUAGUGACAAUAUAUGGAAAGUUAGGGUCUUUGUAGAAAAGCAUAGCUGUGUUCCUAAUGGAUCAUGUGAGAUGUUGAAGGUUCCACAGAUUGCUAGGUUGUUCGUCGAUAAGAUUAGAGAGGAACCGGAGUAUUAUAUGCCCAUGAAAAUAGAGGAAAUAAUUCAGGAGAAAUGGGGACUCACUGUCACGAGGCCGCAGUGUCAAGCAGCUAGGAUUAAGGCGUUGAAGUGGAUUGAAUUUGAAUAUGAUCACCAGUUUGCACGGCUCCGUGAUUAUGCGGCAGAGCUAAUUCUGUCAAAUAGUGAUUCAACAGUGGAGAUUGAGACACUGACAAACACCGAUGGUAAAGAAGAGUUUAACCGGUUUUACGUUUGUUUUAAUAAUAUCAAACAAACCUGGAAAGAUACAUGUAGACCACUGAUAGGGAUGGAUGGUUGCUUCCUGAAACACAAAGUAAAGGGUCAGUUUCUGGUUGCAUUAGGAAGAGAUGCUGAUAAUGCUAUAUAUCCAAUAGCUUGGGGUGUUGUCCAAGUUGAAAAUAAUGACAACUGGUUAUGGUUUGUGAGUAAAGUUAGAGACGACUUGGGGCAGAAGGAUGGCAAUGAUUUUAUCUUGGUUUCAGAUCGCCAAAAGGGAUUGAUACACGCUGUCAAUUUGGCGCUACCAAAGAUUGAGCACAGAAUGUGUGUGAGACACAUCUAUGGUAAUCUGAAGAAGAAACAUGGGAGUAAAUCAGACAUGAAACCAUAUAUAUGGGGCUUGGCAUGGAGCUAUAACGAAGCAGAGUUCCAACAACGUUUAGACAGAAUAUUCAAUUACGAUUCUGCAGUGUAUGAUGAUGUUCAGAGGAUGAAUCCAAGGACUUGGUGUAGAGCUUUCUACAAGAUAGGGAGUUGCUGUGAAGAUGUUGAAAACAACUCAACCGAGUCUUUCAAUAGCACUAUAACAAAUGCUAGAGAGAAGCCAUUUGUCCCAAUGCUGGAAACCGUUAGGCGACUUGCAAUGGCACGCAUUGCUAAGCGUUCUGCUAUUUCUCAUAAUCACAAAGGUCUUUGUACACCAUACGUUGUAGAUUUUCUCGCAGAAGAGCAUAAGAAAGCUUCACUAUGCACAGUGAAAAGAAGCACAAAUGGGAUGUAUGAAGCAAAGGUUGAUGGGUGUACUUACCGUGUGAGUUUGGAGAGGAGAACUUGCACUUGCAAGAAAUUUGAGAUUUGUGGAAUUCCCUGCGAGCAUGCCUAUGGCGUGAUGCUACAGAAUAAACUCGCUCCAGAAAACUUUGUCUGCCAUUGGUUUCGUACUGCUAUAUGGAGACGGAACUAUACUGAAGGUCUUGUUCCAGUGAGAGGUGCUCCGUUUUGGCCUUCCACGAGUGCUCCUAAUGUUCACAUUCCUCCUGAUCCAAAACAACCGGGGAAGAAGAAGAUUACCAAAGCAGAAAAGAAAAGAAAGAAAGGAGUUAAUGAAUCACCGACAAAGAAGCAACCUAAGCACAAGAAACGUACAAUGCAUUGUGGAAUUUGUGGAAAAGCUGACCACAACUCAAGGUUUCACAAAAAGAACCAGCCCUCUCAAGCUCAUUCUCCAGCUCCUUCUCAAACAGCUUCACCAACGAAUUGUCAAGCUUGA
Brassica napus (rape) is the source of this 2070-nucleotide messenger RNA. RefSeq lists its product as uncharacterized. NCBI's taxonomy places the organism in Eukaryota, Viridiplantae, Streptophyta, Magnoliopsida, Brassicales, Brassicaceae. Bases 1 to 2070 code for a protein of 689 amino acids. The record is from RefSeq and is a predicted model, not a curated record. Gene Ontology annotation, molecular function: zinc ion binding. The transcript has 4 exons.